CAGUCGUAUUUUUUUUCCCUUCCAAACGGAACCCACCAUUCCGUCCAACUUUCCGCUGCUGCUCCACCGCGGCGUGAACUUGCUCCUGCGCCACUUCACCACCAUAGCUCCAGUCCAAAGACCGGCUGCUGUGUCGUCGCUGCUCGGCCUUGUCCCGAUCGUCCUUGCUCCAGAGCUCUCCUCGAUCUCAGCUCACCGCGUGGGACUAAGCCUCGUUCGCUGCUUUUGGAGCUCAGCCACAAGCGCCGUCGCUCUUCAGGCCCAACAGGUCACUGCUCCCCUCCAGCAGGCAAGCGAUCGUGGUUACCGCGUUGGCCCUGUCCGUCUGCUCCAGCCUCAACGCGCCGCUCACUUUUGGCGCAAGUUUCCAUCGUUCUCCAUCUCUGCAUCGUCUCGAGCGUCCGUUGGAUUCAAGCACAGGCAGCCGUUGCCGUCGCCUCCCAUCAUGAACGUGGAUCGUAGUAACUUUGCCUCUGUCCUGCCGCUGGUCAAGCAGGCAAUCGCCAAGUGCGAUUUCGUGGCCAUCGACGCCGAGUUCACCGGACUCCACAGCGAGCGGGCGGCGGCUUCCAAUCACUUCGAUACGCUGGCGGAACGCUACGCCAAAGUGCGGCGAUCGGCUUCGCAGUUUGGUGUGCUGCAAUACGGCGUGUGCGCCUUCCGCUGGCUGCCCGAGCGCCAUACAUACGAAGCCCAACCGUUCAACUUUUACGUGUUUCAGCGUCCGGCGACGCGCGAGUCGCCCGAUGCGCAGUUCCUGUCCCAGGCUUCGUCGAUCGAAUUUCUCAUUGACAACCACUUUGAUUUCACCCGCUCGUUCAAGACUGGCAUCACAUUUAUCAAUCGGACCGAAGAAGUGGCGCUCCAAGAGGCAUACUUUGACCUGGCCACCAAACAGCACCACUUCCGUCAAGUCGCCAUCAAGAAUGAGGCUGCUAAAGCCGCCACCGCCGCCGCCGCCACCGCCACCGCCACCGCAGUAGCAGCAGCAACAGCAACAGCAUCCUCUCUUAACCAAGACGCCGCAACGCCAAUGGUAGAGUCAGCCGCAACGGAAACUCCCGUCCCAGCUGCUCCGCUCUCUCGCGACGAAAAAAACAAAAUCCUCCUGCAAUCCAUCAUGGACACUGUUGCAAAGUGGAUGGCUGAGCCAGCAGAGCCCACGCUACUUCUUCCAGUUUGCACAAGUUACAUGCGGCGCCUAGUGUACCAAGCAUUUGAGCAGAAAUACCCGGUCGGCUUUCUUGUCGAGUCGAUCGAUCCGACCGACCCUGCACCACCCGGACACAAGGCGAUGACCAUCACUCGAGGCACGGCCGAGGAGAAGGCUCAACGGCAAGAGGCACGAACGCAAGCGCAGUUGGCUGCGCAACAAGAAAUCAAGGCUCUGGCUGACGAAAUGAUGCACCAGGCCAUUGGUUUCCGUCACGUCAUUGAUUGCAUUUCCGAGCACAAAAAGCUUGUCGUGGGACACAACAUGUUGCUCGAUCUGGCGCACACCUUUGACAAGUUUAUUGGUGACCUUCCCGAACAGCUCGACGAUUUCAAAAAUCAGUUUGCCCAAGUCUUCCCGUAUGUGGCAGACACAAAGCAUCUUGCGUCCUCUUCCGAGCUCGGAGGGAGGUUUGAGUCUACCGCUCUGGCGGAUCUUGUUCGCACGCUCUUGUACGAAAGCGACUCGGCUCCCAUCAACGUGGAACUCCCGGAUGAGUUCAACGCCUACCCUCUGCAGCCCGUGAGCUCGAGCGCCGCCGCGGCCGGUGCGCAGCCCAACGAGCGGCUGCACGAAGCAGGCUACGACGCUUACAUUACUGGUUUGGGAUUUGUUGCUCUUGCGCACAAGCUUGCCCAUCUGCGGUCGGAGCGUAUCGCCCAGAACUCGGCCUUGGGCCCGCUGCUCGGCCAUUUGGCGGCCCCCAACAACAACCCCUCAGACUCUGCGACACCACCGAAAGCGUCCCCUCAAGAAACCGACUCGGUUGACAUGAAUCAGGAGCCGGACACGAGCCGUCCUGCGGCCGCGAAUGUGGAACAGUCCAUCCUCGAGCAGUCGCGUCCCAAGGGCGGUCUGGCCCUGAUUGGACCUUCCACGCCCGCGAUGGCGCCGUACAUCAACAAGCUUCACGUGAUGCGCAGUGACUAUCGUUGCUUGGACCUGGCCUCGCCCGAUGUGUAUAUUCCUCGUCCACGCAUGCUGUUUGUGCAUGGCUUUCCUGACUCUUGGCGCGAGUCCAACGUACGCCAAGUUUUCAACAAUGCGCAAUUGGGUACGCGCAGCGUCGGCUUGCUGACUCGCACCAGCGCGCUCGUGGCUAUCGAUGAAGGGGUCAGCAUCGAGCGCAUCACUGCAGUCGUCGAGGCGACGCGUCAGCACCAGAAUGCUCAGCAGCAACGUCGCGCAGCGCUCGAUGCUCAAGUUCAUUUGCACCCUCCAGGCCUUCUUGGUCCGCCCCCGGCUGGUCUGAUGAUGGCCGUGGAUUCACCUGCUCGCGGAUCCCCUGCCGUCGCUCGCCACAAUAGCAGCAGCGUGCCUUCGACGCCAACUGGAGCCUCUGCACCUUCCAAUGGUGCUGCAGACGCAGCAGCGUCCUCGGAUUCCUCAGUGCUUCCCUUUUUUAUUCUCACAUUUUCGGAAUACCAGCAAUACAAGCUCAACGCCGAAGCCACCGCCGUUGCAGAGCAACAACAGUUCAAGCUCGAGCAGGAACAGCGCCAAGCCGCCCAUUUGCGCAGCUUUUCCCUGGAGCCAGCUUCGUUUAUGGCUCCGGCUGCUGCUUCCAGCGGGUCUGGAAUCUUUUCCACCCCGCGACCGGCAGGAGUUCGUCGUGCUGCGACCGACGCAGACUCGGCUUCCAAGCGUUUCAAGCAAAGCUGAGCGUUUUGUCGUUUGUACGUGUUUUUUUACUGUUUUCUUUUUUUUUUGUUUCAACAGUCUCGUCAUUUGAAAAGUUUUCCAAACUACACCCGAAUGAAACCCAAUACAACUAC
Capsaspora owczarzaki ATCC 30864 is the source of this 2988-nucleotide messenger RNA. RefSeq lists its product as hypothetical. The transcript has 2 exons. Gene Ontology annotation, cellular component: cytoplasm. Bases 446 to 2875 code for a protein of 809 amino acids. The record is from RefSeq and is a predicted model, not a curated record. Gene Ontology annotation, molecular function: 3'-5'-RNA exonuclease activity; RNA binding. Lineage: Eukaryota; Filasterea; Ministeriida; Capsasporidae.